This is a messenger RNA of Cottoperca gobio, 846 nucleotides long. Its product is annotated as putative transcription factor ovo-like protein 3. The record is from RefSeq and is a predicted model, not a curated record. Lineage: Eukaryota; Metazoa; Chordata; Actinopteri; Perciformes; Bovichtidae. Gene Ontology annotation, molecular function: DNA-binding transcription factor activity, RNA polymerase II-specific; RNA polymerase II cis-regulatory region sequence-specific DNA binding. Gene Ontology annotation, biological process: regulation of transcription by RNA polymerase II; epidermal cell differentiation. Bases 1 to 846 code for a protein of 281 amino acids. Gene Ontology annotation, cellular component: nucleus. The transcript has 4 exons.
AUGCCGAGGUCUUUCCUUGUAAAAAAGAAACGUGGGGCAUGUGGAGCAUGGCAAUGGAAAGAACCAGAACAGCUCGAGUGGAAAGAAGAUAAUACAGUAGUCAGUAAAAUUGCUAAAGAGCAAACAUGCUUCAGUCCUGACACCCAACAGCUUGCAACUGUGCCUCAGUCAGAAGACAGCUUAGGAUGUGGGACAGAAGCUGGAAUGAGAAUGUCAGUACCUUUGUCAGGACCAGGAGGACCAGGGGCUGACACCAGGCAGAAUUGGUCAACACUUAUGCUACGGCGCUCCUUCUAUCACUCUAAUGCACUGGCACUGGUCAGCAGAGCGAAGCCCCGUCCCCGUACUUCCCCCGGCUCAGGUGACUUUGUGUGCUCAGUGUGCCACAAGAUAUUCCCUCUGCAGCGCAUGUUGACUCGACACCUGAAAUGCCACAGCCUGGUGAAGAGACAUCCUUGUCGAUUCUGUGGCAAAGGAUUCAACGAUACCUUUGACCUCAAGAGGCAUAUGCGUACACACACAGGUAUCCGUCCCUACAAGUGUGAACUAUGUGAGAAAGCCUUCACACAGCGUUGCUCUCUUGAGUCCCAUAUGAGGAAGAUACAUGCCGUUCACCAACAGUAUGCCUACCGCCAGAGACGCUCCAAGAUCUUUGUGUGUGAGGAUUGUGGUUACACCUCAAGCCGCCCUGAUGAGUACUUCCUCCAUGUAAGACAGUGCCACCCCGGCAGUCCCGCCCUACGCAGAUACUACCGCCGCCAGGCCCAUGAGAACAGCAGUUUUGGUUCAGCAGACUGUAAACUCAACCCCUAUUUGUUGUACUCAACCCCUGCAUACUACAUGUAG